Molecule: messenger RNA, 1107 nt
Organism: Wallemia ichthyophaga EXF-994
Lineage: Eukaryota; Fungi; Basidiomycota; Wallemiomycetes; Wallemiales; Wallemiaceae
Exons: 3
Coding region: 1-1107 (368 amino acids)
Molecular function (GO): RNA binding
Source: RefSeq, a predicted model, not a curated record
AUGAGGCAGAUAAUUCCUCGCAGCGUAGUUAGUAGAUUUCCAAAGGUACAUUUGGCAGUAGAGCGCAAGUCGAGGCACUCUGUCUUCUCGAAUCGAGUAUUUAGCCCAGGCCAGUUCGUACACCCACACGACAGAAUCAAGUACUGGAAUAUCGUACCCAAGGACAGCAUAAGGAUACUGAAAGGACGUGAGGAUAUCAAGAGAGAUGACAGCGGCAACGACGUUAUCACGCCUGUCCUCCAGGUGGACCAGUUCAAGAACAGAAUCUUCCCAGAAUCUGGCGUGAAGCAAAAAAGAAGUGUGCCACUCUCUGCAAGCAAUCCAGACAUCAGAUUCCAAUCGAAAGUGAAGCCAGUCCAUUAUUCCAAUGUACAGCUCUAUUUGGGUCAUCUGCCACCUAAGAAUGAUCCACAGGGCGAGCAAUUACCCACAUACGCUGUUGGAUUGAGGCGUUCCAAAGCCUUUGUCAGGUCGAAACUCAGACUAGACGGCACCAAACACCAGCACAGGCUGGUGUGGAAAAGGUACGCCACCAAGAUAUCGCCUCCGGACCGUGACUACGACAUGAGCAAGUCGAUUCCAUGGCCGACAUAUGAGAAGACGCAGCGCAAGGACUACACAAACAAGGAGACACCGGAGGAUGUGCUCAACAGGGUGACAUACACGCCAUCCCCGCCCACCAAAGCAAACAGUCGUACUGCGUACAAUUACAUACUCGGCAAGAAGGACGCAGGACCGAUCGAGGUGGCUAUCGCACACGAGCUCGCUAACCCUCACUCCAAGCAUAAGAGAGCUCACCGUUAUGCGCAGAAACAGCGUAAAUGGGCUUACAGACUUGAGGAACUGGAGAAGACGGAGAAGGUGUCAGGCGUUUGGAAUAGCGCGGCGAAAGCUCAAAAUGAAGCUCGUAGAUUGUGGCUUAUUGAAAGAGCUCUUGCCAAGUCGGAGCAGUACAUGGUCGACACACAGGGCACUCCCGCCAAGAGAGAGAACAAGAGAAUCGUGAGAGAGGCUAAGAAGACAGCUAAGGAGGCGAGAAGAACUGCGCUACUCAACAACCUCGUCCUCAACAAAGAUGGAAAGAUUGUACAUAAGCGCGAUUUGUAG